Ctenocephalides felis (cat flea) is the source of this 348-nucleotide messenger RNA. RefSeq names its product immunoglobulin domain-containing protein oig-4-like. Bases 1 to 348 code for a protein of 115 amino acids. The transcript has 5 exons. The record is from RefSeq and is a predicted model, not a curated record. Lineage: Eukaryota; Metazoa; Arthropoda; Insecta; Siphonaptera; Pulicidae.
AUGCGAGUAAUUCCAGGAGGUCGAUAUGGAAAACACAACUACAAAGGAAAACAGCCUGAGAAAAUACAAUAUAGGAACCCGGCAGCUAUUAACUAUUAUGACCACAAAGAUGGAGCCAAAAUAGUUAAGUCAUCACACUUCGAAUUAGAUUACAUGUUAGGAAGAAAAAUCACAUUCUUCUGCAUGGCUCAAGGAUUACCGCGACCUUCAAUAACUUGGUUUAAGGAUGGAGUUGAGUUAUUUCAUCAUCGAUUUGUCCAAGUUCAUGAAUGGCCCAUGGGAAAUGAUACUUUGAAAUCUAAAAUGGAAAUCGAUCCUACGACCCAAAAAAUGCAGUUAGAUCAUUAA